GCCCCGCAGCCCCUCAUGCCCCGCCUCGUAACCCGCAGAAGGGAGGAACGCGGCUGCGGCGCUACCGGCGGGCCGCUGUUUCCCGGGGAGCCGUAUUGCGAGCGGACCGCGGGCGGGCGGGCGGCGGCAGCGCGGUCCCCGCUCCCGCCCCGUUCCGCCCCUUCCCUGCCCUCCCCUUCCCACUCCCUUCCCUCCCCUCCUCUUCCCACUCCCUUCCCUCCUCCCUUCCCGCCCUCUCCCUCGGCAGCCGGCGGGAGCCAUGCACGGCGGCGGCGGGGCGGCGGCGGCCGGGCGGCGGUAGCGGCGAUGGUGGGGCCGGGCGCGCUGCAGCGGGCGCGGCGCCUGUGCCACUGGGGCCCGGCGGUGGCGCUGGCCGUGGUGGCCGUGUGCUCCGCCACUGCCAUGGCCGACGCCGCGCUCUGGUACUGGCCCCUGGACACGGCCGGGGGAAGCGUCAACUUCGUGAUGCUGCUCAACUGGACCGUCAUGAUCCUCUACAACUACUUCAGCGCCAUGUUCGUGGGCCCCGGGUACGUCCCGCUGGGGUGGACGCCGGAAAAAUCUCAGGAUUGCAUGUAUCUCCAAUACUGUAAAGUGUGUCAGUCUUACAAGGCCCCUCGUUCACACCACUGUCGGAAGUGUAACAGAUGUGUGAUGAAGAUGGAUCACCACUGUCCUUGGAUCAACAACUGUUGUGGAUACCAGAAUCAUGCAUCUUUCACUCUCUUUCUCCUCUUAGCUCCACUGGGAUGCAUUCACGCUUCUUUCAUAUUUAUUAUGACAAUGUACACUCAGCUUUACAACAGAAUAUCUUUUGGGUGGAGUUCUGUGAAGAUUGACAUGAGUGCAGCCAAAAGAGACCCCCAUCCCAUUAUUCCCUUUGGACUGUCUGCAUUUGCUGCAUCUUUAUUUGCCUUAGGACUGGCGUUAGGAACAACUAUUGCUGUUGGGAUGCUGUUUAUUAUCCAGAUGAAAGUAAUUUUGACAAAUAAAACUUCAAUCGAAUCCUGGAUUGAAGAAAAGGCCAAAGACAGAAUCCAGUACUACCAAACGGGUGAGACCUUUAUCUUCCCCUAUGAUAUGGGAAGUAAAUGGAAGAACUUCAGGCAAGUGUUUACAUGGUCUGGGAUUCCUGAGGGAGAUGGCCUGGACUGGCCAGUUAGAGAUGGAUGUCACCAAUACAGUUUGACGAUAGAGCAACUGAAACAGAAAGCAGACAAGCGAGUAAGAAGUGUGCGGUAUCGAGCCAUAGAAGAUUACAGUGGUGUCUGCUGCCCUGUGACUAAGGGUGUUAAAACAUUCUUCACAACACCGUGCACUGAAGAACCUAGAAUUGCACUGAGUAAAGGAGAUCUGAUUUUAGCCACCAGAGGCUUAAAACACUGGAUGUAUGGUGAGAAGAUUCUUAUCUCAGCUGCUGAUGGUGGAAUAAGAGAACGAGGCUGGUUCCCUAGGAAGUGUGUGGAAAAGUACCAGUAUGACUCUGAAACGGAUCAACCAGUGGAUGGAGAGAAGAAAAGCAAAUAGCCUUCUAAUUUUUUUAAAUAUGAAAUGGAAUUUUUACUUCAGACCACAAUCCUUUACUUGAAAUUUUCUGUAUAUUACUUUGAACUUAUGCAAUGAAUAUGUUAGGACGAGGUUUUCUUUUCCUCACGGCUGAAAGGGUUGUAUAUGCCUGUGCCAUGGUUUGCAUACUUUUUAAACAAUAAAUAAUUGAAGAAGCCAUUCAGUGGAUUGCCUUCAAGAUGCAUCUUUUUCAUCACAAGUGAAUGAAAUUUGGAUUGCUUUUUUCUGUUUAAAUUGCAUUCUGAGCAUUAAGGUUUUAGGUUUUUUUCCUCAGCCGCAUCUGAUCAUUAUGCGUGCUGCUUAUCUUUUGUAUUUCUCUGAAGCUGCCCCUGAAAAUAAACACCUGAUUCAAAUUCCAGAUAAAAUUUGUUACCUGUGACUUUUAAUGAUGUGAAUUGUCCACCUCAAAUAAAUGAUACAUUCAUAUUCA
Messenger RNA from Serinus canaria (Common canary), 1996 nucleotides. It is a transcript of the gene ZDHHC6, whose product is annotated as zinc finger DHHC-type palmitoyltransferase 6. Lineage: Eukaryota; Metazoa; Chordata; Aves; Passeriformes; Fringillidae. Gene Ontology annotation, biological process: protein palmitoylation. Gene Ontology annotation, molecular function: protein binding; palmitoyltransferase activity. Gene Ontology annotation, cellular component: Golgi apparatus. The record is from RefSeq and is a predicted model, not a curated record. The coding region runs from base 16 to 1527 and encodes 503 amino acids. The transcript is spliced from 10 exons.